Messenger RNA from Symbiodinium pilosum, 1602 nucleotides. NCBI's taxonomy places the organism in Eukaryota, Dinophyceae, Suessiales, Symbiodiniaceae. The record is from the annotation of a GenBank genome assembly.
GCCCAAACACAGACUCCCAUAUGUACCGGCGACUCGAAUCCGGCGGUCAGUUUUGGAGUCAGCUCUGUGGCUGUGACGGAGGACCUGAUGACCUUGGUCUACACCGACUCGACAGCCAAUACGGUUGGCUUCGUGGACAUCACGGAUGCGUAUAAUCCAGUGGCACUUUCCGUAGUCACGGCUCCGGCAGAGGGGACAGCCCCGGACCCGAUUACUCAGACUAUACCGUUGGACGUCGCAACGAAGGGCUCACGCGCGCUGGUGGUGGCAAAACAAGACGGCGGCCAGGAUGGCUAUCUCCUUGUCUACCACGCAUCUGACCCAUCCUCUCCAUCUUUGGAGAGCACUGAACUUCUGGGUGGUGAGCCAGACAGCAUUGCCGUUAGCCCCGACGGCAAGUUUGCACUCGUCACCAUCGUUACCGCUACUAACGGUGACCCGGGCUUUCUGCUCCAGUUCGACAUCACAAGCGACAGCCCGACUAUGUGGUCUUCGGAGACCAUCCCGCUGACGGACCUCAACAACAUUGACGAGGCAGAGAAUCCAAGGCCAACACAGGUGAGCAUCCGUGCAGACAAUGUGGCGGUUGUGACUCUGCAAGCGAACAACGGAAUUGUCUUGGUGGACAUGAAGCUUCCGCUUGUAGACAGAAUCAUCGCCAGCUACACAGCCGGCAUGGAAAGCCUAACGAACGUCGAUCUGGAGGCCAACAACAAGAUCACCCUGGACGACUCGACGCAAGAAGCCCUCCCCAGGGAGCCCGAUGGCGUGGUGUGGCUCGGCAAGAAGUCGCCGUUUUACGCCACCGCCGAUGAAGGAGUACCUGCAUCAGGGGGCACCAGAUCCUUCACGAUCUUCAAUGAGAGCGGGGAGGUGGCCUUCACCUCCGGCAACUUGCUGGACCAACUUUCUGCGCGGCUGGGGCACUACCCGGAUGCACUCUCCGAAGAACGAGGCAGUGAACCGGAGAACGUGGAUUAUGGAGUGUUCCGCAACUGCGAGAUGUUGUUUGUGCAGACCGAGGGCUCAAGUCUUAGCUUUGUCUUUGAAGUCUCGGAUCCAGCAAAUCCAAGCUACCUCCAGGCCCUCCCUGCCAUCAAGUCUCCCCAGCGAGGCAUCACCAUUCCGCGCAGGAGCCUAUAUGUCACAGCUUCGGACGGGUCGGACAUCCCAAAUGACAUCCGGUCCGGCAUCAACAUCUAUGAGUGCCAGUACGAAGAGUAUCCGACCUUGGAGUCCAACGACACUGAGGAUGGCCUUCCCAUCCCAUGGGGCUCCAUCGCCGGCCUCACUGGAGAGAUGGAGACGAACGGCCAGCUCUGGGCUGUGGAGGGCAAGUUCUUCGCACAUCCGCAGAUUCUUCGCAUCGUAACCGACGCUCCGCUUCGCGAGGGCGAGUGUGCGGGCGAGUGGCCGGGCCCCCCGCUAAUCGUAGAGAACAUCAGCAUUACCAACGAUCAGGGCGAAUUUGCCGAAGGUUUGGACCUUGUGGGGAUUGACCUCAUCCCCGCUGGUAACAUCCUCACCGAUGGCGGCGUCUGGAUCAUGGCUAAUAGCGGAGUUGUUGGUUUUUGGAAGGAUAGUGGAUUCCUCUUAAAAUGA